CAGCAGUUCGCUCGACGACAUCAUGGGUGACCUUAAUGUCUUCGCGUUGUUUGCAAUCGUAGGCUUUUCUAUGGCCGUUUCUAUUCUCAUCACGGUUCCGUUGACUGGGGCCCUUGUGCGAUUGCGCGCGAAUUACAACCCGCGUGGCUUACGCCUGGACCCGGAGGGCAACUUUGAGCCGCACACUGGGCCUGUGGUCACUUCGUUCUUUGGCAUGUUGAAGCGAGUAAAGCGCAUCGAGGGUUGGGGCGGAUUGUACAAGGGGCUCAUGCCCACGUUGUUGUUCAGUCUUGUAUUGUCCGUGUUCGCGGUCACUGUUCUUGACGCAGACAGAGCCAGCACGCCAGGCAGGAUCGACCCUCCGAUUGCCGGGCCGUUCGGCACCUUGGCGUAUGGUCUCCUCUCGAUGCUCUUAUCCCUGCCCGCUGCGGUCAUCACCUAUCGUUCGAUCACCACUCCAUACAAGCUCCCUUACCUCCGUCCAAUGUACUCUAUUCGUAUCCUCCUGACGCCCACGGAGCGCAAGAAGCCAUGGAUGUUGUACAUGACGCCGGGUCUCCUUGCGGCACAGGUGCUCAACGUCGCGUAUACUGCAUUCUUCCUCACUGCAAUCCGAGCUUUCCUGUUGCCCCGCCCUAGUGCUGAUGAGCUCAGCUUGAAUACCGUCAAGUUCGGCAUCUAUCUAUUUAUAGAACUGCUGAGUACAGUGGUGCUGUGCCCUCUGGAAGUUAUCAGUACGAAGCUGGCGAUCCAGCGUAACCACGCUGCGCCGGAAUACAAUUCAGUGGAGCAAGAAGCCGAAGAUGACACUCUGGACGGCGAAGAAUACACGGAGUAUUCCGGCGCUGAAGAGGAUGUCAUUGGGUUGCGUCAUGAAAAGGACCCGUACCUGGGCCUUGUCGACUGCGCGAAGAAGAUUGUUGACGAAGAGGGCUGGAAGGCUUUGUAUCGUGCAUGGUGGAUCACGCUGCUGGCGGCCGUUGCCAGUGCGUUUGCAUGGGUCGCGCCGUACUUUGCGCCGUGAGCGAUGAGGAGCAUGUCAUCUUGGUUGUAUGUGGUUGUUGAUUUUUGUCAGAAAUAUUCGAGCAUCUCAAAGUCCAAUGAAAAACGUGUUUUCUUGCAUAGCUCU
Messenger RNA from Postia placenta MAD-698-R-SB12, 1129 nucleotides. RefSeq lists its product as hypothetical. Bases 23 to 1024 code for a protein of 333 amino acids. Gene Ontology annotation, molecular function: transmembrane transporter activity. Lineage: Eukaryota; Fungi; Basidiomycota; Agaricomycetes; Polyporales; Adustoporiaceae. Gene Ontology annotation, biological process: transport. The record is from RefSeq and is a predicted model, not a curated record. The transcript has 7 exons.